Molecule: messenger RNA, 3738 nt
Organism: Salvelinus fontinalis (brook trout)
Lineage: Eukaryota; Metazoa; Chordata; Actinopteri; Salmoniformes; Salmonidae
Gene: tmem234
Product: transmembrane protein 234
Exons: 5
Coding region: 46-483 (145 amino acids)
Source: RefSeq, a predicted model, not a curated record
UUUACCGUAGGUGACUUGAAUGCGACUCAGUACUCGUGUUUAACAAUGGUGUCCGUGGUGGAGGUACUAUGCCUCCUGUUGGUAGCUGUGCUGUGGGGCUGCACCAACCCAUUUCUGAAGAGAGGCACAGAGGGGAUUGAACAUGUGAAAAAUGAUAACAAGUUUCUUCAGUUCCUGGCAGAGGUUAAGUUCCUGUUUUUAAACAUCAAGUACCUGAUACCAUUCCUACUGAAUCAGAGUGGGUCCUUGGUGUACUACUUCACUCUUGCCACCACAGAUCUGUCUCUGGCUGUGCCCGUGGCCAACUCCCUCACCUUCCUCUUCACCAUGCUCACUGGGAAGCUACUCGGGGAGGAGUUUGGAGGGAAAGGAGCUGUUGGAGGAAUGGUCCUCACCAUGGUGGGCAUCACUCUAUGCAUAGCGAGCUCCAUCAGUGAGACUGAGAGCAAGGGGCAGCAGAAUGGCACGAAGGUCUCACCAUAGAAAUAGAUACCGUAUCAGCACAGUACUGUAUAUCUCUAUGGGUCUCGCUCUAAAAAAGGAUGACUGGACACAUUUUAAAAAGGUUCUAUCCCAUACCACCUAGUUCAAGUUAUUGUUUCUUGUCUAGGGUACUUUCUAUAGGCUUAGUUAUGUCUUCAAUAGAAGUGACUUUAUGCCACAUAACAUAUUUCAACUACAGCGGUGUUUAGGCUAUCCAAAGGGACCAAAGCAUAUCGCUGUAGAACACAACAUUUUGUAACAGAUAAUGAAAAUGAGAGCUUCUUAUUGGACAAGUUCAAGUAGUAAGCUACCUCCCCAGUCCCUGUUUCAAAACGUUUUCUCCCUACUGGACACAAUCCUGACCUAUACCAGCCAGGCAGUAGAGUGAUUGGACAAUAUGUAGAAGAGAAUGCAAAUGAGCUUAGUGGGAACUCAUCAUGAACAAUGUUGUGGCUCCCACACCUUAUAACAACUGUGACAGUGUUCAAGUAGGGUUUAUUCCAGCCGGGGUCCAGAUGUAUUGCCUAUCUAGUUAAUGCCGAGCCAGCCAUUCUUGCCACUUUGCUGGCAUGCUGUGUGAAUACUGCCCAUAGAAACACUAGGCUAUAGGCCUAUAGAAGACCACAGUCAAUGUGUUAGUGUUGAAAAUAGACCAACUAGAGUUCACAUCUUGAAAUCACAGUGCUGCUACUGUAUACCAAGGUCAGAGAAACCGUUAUUACAUUGUAAUGUCUUAAUGUAACUUAUUUUGAUAUGAAACUACGAAGGCGUUCCAUGCAAGGUGAUAUGUUGAGUGUGGAAAAACUGUAGUCUGCUGUUUUAUUGCACUUUUUUUUCAGAAAUAAUGGCAUUUAACACAAAAAGCUUAUACUGUACAAUCAGAGGACGUUGCUGUUUUUUGUAAGAUAAAAUAUUUCAUAUUGUAUAUUUCCAAGUUUAUUUUGAUGAAGAGGAAUUCUUUACAUUCAAUGUACACUACCGUUCAAAAGUUUGGGGUCACUUAGAAUUUUCUUUAUACACUUUUUUUUAAAGCAAAUUUUUGGUCCAUUAAAAUAACAUCAAAUUGAUCAGAAAUACAGUGUAGACAUUGUUAAUGUUGUAAAUGACUAUUGUAGCGGGAAACGGCAGAUAAAAAAAAUGGAAUAUCUACAUAGGCGUACAGAGGCCCAUUAUCAGCAACCAUCACUCCUGUGUUCCAAUGGCACGUUGUGUUAGCCUUUUAAAAUGAUACAUUUAGAUUAGCUAAUUGAUCAUUAGAAAACCCUUUUACCAUUGUUAGCACAGCUGAAAACUGAUGUUCUGAUUAAAGAAGCAAUAAAACUGGUUAGUUGAGUAUCUGGAGCAUCAGCAAUUGUGGGUUCGAUUACAGGCUCAAAAUGGCCAGAAACAAAGAACUUUCUUCUGAAACUCGUCAGUCUAUAACUACUAUGAGAAAUUAAGGCUAUUCCAUGCGAGAAAUUGCCAAGAAACUGAUGAUCUCGUGCAACGCUAUGUACUACUCCCUUCAAAAGUAAAUUUGUGGAAUUUCUUUCCUUAAUGCGUUUGAGCCAAUCAGUUGUGUUGUGACAAGGAAGGAAGAGUGUGCAAAGCUGUCAUCAAGGCAAAGGGUGGCUACUUAAACAAAUCAAAAUAUAUUUGAGUUUCUUCUAACACUUUUUUGGUUACUACUUGUUUCCAAAUGUGCUAUUUCGUAGUUUUGAUAUCUUCACUAAAAUUCUACAAUGUAGAAAAUAGUCAAAAAUAAAAACAAAUCCUGGAAUGAGUAUAUUUGUCCAAACUUUUGACUGGUACUGUAUGUAUACAGUUGAAUUCUGAAGUUUGCAUACACCUUAGCCAAAACUGAGUUUAACUGUAUUUUCACAAUUCCGGACAUUUAAUCCUAGUAAAAAUUCCUUGUUUUAGGUCAGUUAGGAUCACCACUUUUUUUAAGAAUGUGAAAUGUCCGAAUAAUAGUAGAGAGAAUGAUUUAUUUCAGCUUUUAUUUCUUUCAUCACAUUCCCAGUGGGUCAGAAGUUUACAUACACUCAAGUAGUAUUUGGUAGCAUUGCCUUUAAAUUGUUUAACCUGGGUCAAAUGUUCCUGGUAGCCUUCCACAAGCUCCCCACAAUAAGUUGGGUGAAUGUUGGCCCAUUCCUCCUGACAGAGCUGGUGACAGGUUUGUAGGCCUCCUUGCUCGCACACGCUUUUUCAGUUCUGCCGACAAAUUUUCUAUAGGAUUGAGGUCAAGGCUGGCCACUCCAAUACCUUGACUUUGUUGUCCUUAAGCCAUUUGCCACAACUUUGGAUGUAUGCUUAGGGUCAUUGUCCAUUUGGAAGACCCAUUUGCGACCAAGCUUUAACUUCCUGACUGAUGUCUUGAGAUGUUGCUUCAAUAUAUCCACAUAAUUUUCCAUACUAAGGAUGCCAUCUAUUUUGUGAAGUGCACCAGUCCCUCCUGCAGCAAAGCACCCCCACAACAUGAUGCUGCCACCCCCGUGCUUCAUGGUUGGGAUGGUGUUCUUUGGCUUGCAAGCCUCCCCCUUUUUCCUCCAAACAUAACGAUGGUCAUUAUGGCCAAACAGUUCUAUUUUUGUUUCAUCAGACAAAAUCAAAUUUUAUUUGUCACAUACACAUGGUUAGCAGAUGUUAAUGCGAGUGUAGCGAAAUGCUUGUGCUUCUAGUUCCGACCAUGCAGUAAUAGCUAACAAGUAAUCUAACCUAACAAUUUCACAACAACUACCUUAUACACACAAGUGUAAAGGAAUGCAUAAGAAUAUGUACAUACAAAUAUAUGAAUGAGCGAUGGCCGAACGGCAUAGGCAAGAUGCAGUAGAUGGUAUAGAGUACAGUAUAUACAUAUGAGAUGAGUAAUGUAGGGUAUGUAAACAUUAUAUAAAGUGGCAUUGUUUAAUCCAAAAUUAUAAACUUGGAUUAGCGAACACAACGUGUCAUUGGAACACAGGAGUGAUGGUUGCUGAUAAUUGACCUCUGUACGCCUAUGUAGAUAUUCCAUAAAAAAUCUGCCAUUUCCAGCUACAAUAGUCAUUCACAACAUUAACAAUGUCUACACUGUAUUUUUGAUCAUUUUGAUGUUAUUUUAAUGGACACAAAAAAGUAGCUUUUCUUUCAAAAACAAGGACAUUUAAGUGACCCCAAACUUUUGAAAGGUAGUAUAUGUUUGGUUAAAAAAAUGUUGAAGAGAAGUCUUUCAACAUCUUGUGUUCACUGUGAUAAAACCUCAUGUUACUCAAGGAAUAAAGCGAUCCCAGAAAGAAA